This is a messenger RNA of Diprion similis, 1069 nucleotides long. Its product is annotated as trypsin-7-like. The record is from RefSeq and is a predicted model, not a curated record. Gene Ontology annotation, biological process: proteolysis. Gene Ontology annotation, molecular function: serine-type endopeptidase activity. The coding region runs from base 33 to 926 and encodes 297 amino acids. Lineage: Eukaryota; Metazoa; Arthropoda; Insecta; Hymenoptera; Diprionidae. The transcript has a single exon.
UCGGAGGUUAAAGUUCCAAGUCCACUUGAACCAUGAGGGUCGAUAUUUCGUGGAGCAUUCUGCUGUGGGUUCAAACGUUGCUUGUCGAGGGACUCGGACUCAGCCACGAAAUGUCGUCAACAAACGACAGCACGAGUUCCGGUCGGCGCAUCGUCAACGGCGUUGACGCUAACCCUGAGGAUUUCCAGUACAUAGUUUACCUGCACACAGAAGUUCCGCACGCCAGUGGAUGCGUGAUAAACGAUCGUUGGAUCCUGACCGUCGCUCACGCCCUGAUAAACGACGUCUGUCUCACAUUGAAGAUAUUCCCAUCGAGUUGGCACUCCGGCGACACCUCGACGAUAUUCGCCAUCAAGUGCUACAUACACCAAAAGUACAGUCCGGCCGAAAACGCGUACGACAUUGGCUUGGUGAAGAGUUCGGACAGUCUCAUUAACAAUGGUAAAAUCCAGACGAUCCCUCUUCCCGAACCAGGCAUCCAGUACACUCCUGGUACCAGAGGAACCAUUGCGGGAUGGGGACUUGAAUUGGAUGCGACUAUACCGGACCAUCUGCUGACCGGAGAUGUGAUUAUCGAAAGUUGGGAAACGUGCAACGCGGCGUUUACAAAGAGCGGGCCAGAGUGCGGGGGAAAACCGGAAUGCACUGCUCUAAACAUCCCUCGAAGAAUGUUGUGCGCACGAGGCGACUGGCCCAGUCCUCAAAACGUUUGUGCUGGAGAUUCUGGGGGGCCUUUGGUCAUCGAUGGGACCCUGGCAGGUAUCACUUCCGUAGGAUUCUUCGGGGAUAAGUGCUACGUUGGUACAGUCAGCAUGUUCACGUCUGUCGUUGAGUACUUACCGUGGAUAUACUCAUUCACUAGCCCCGAAAAAGACACGAGCAGUUUUCCGGUACAGCCAGAGUUUGACAAGACUAUACCUGCUUAAGGUGAACAUGGCGUGUGUGUGUGUGCCUGUUUUUUUCCAAGCAAACAUUGUCAUGAAUGCAAUUAAGUGGUCAUGGACUGUGUCUAGGAUAUCAUUGAUUUUAGUUACUCCCUGUAGCGAGGAAGUCAAUUUUCACGCAAAAC